Molecule: messenger RNA, 459 nt
Organism: Macrosiphum euphorbiae (potato aphid)
Lineage: Eukaryota; Metazoa; Arthropoda; Insecta; Hemiptera; Aphididae
Source: the annotation of a GenBank genome assembly
AUGAUACAUCUAUUAGUCCAUGCCAUAAGUCCACGCCAGCAAAAAAAAAGAAAAACAACGCAUUCACUUGAGGAUAAAUUAGGUGCUUUUUUGGAUUCACGAACAAUUAACACGAAUAAUUCAUCUGUGGACAUGACUGAUGAAGAUAUGGCAUUUUAUACAUCAACAUUGCCCAUAGUGAAAACUUUAACCUUAAAUCAAAAAAUGCGUUUUCGAAUUGAAGUUAUGCAACUGCUACAAAAUAUAAAACAUACUGGUUCAUCAAUGGAAUCUUCAAUUGCUCAAACUUCUUAUGUUGAACCAUAUCGUCAUCACAAUAAUAUGCCAGUAUCACCUCAUACAUAUAACGAUCAAUAUUUUCAAUCAAAUAUAUUACGUCCAAACUCAGCAUCAUCUUCUAAUUCUAUACAGGCUUAUACACAGUUUUCUCCAGAAGACCAAAAUCCACCAUCAAACUAG